UCCCAGUUUGUGUAGUUAAAUCGUUAACAGUGCGCGAGAACGGGUUGAUAUUGUGAUGGAUAAACAUUGAUCGAUAUUACCGAUGUUUUGAAAACAUCGAUGUUAAGUUUAUCAAAGGAAAAAAAUCCAACCCGCGCCGUCCAUAACAAUUUCCCAAAGUUUCUGUGCAUUCAAGUGCAACUAAAAUUAGUAGCUGUUUCUUUUGUGUUUGCUUGUUGUGCUUUGUGUUUUGGCAAAACAACAGUUUGGAGGCAAUUCACACAGGCGAACACUGAGAAAAGAAAACCGCCAAAAUUGGUUACCUAACGAAAACUUCGUUUGUGCUACGGGACGGCAGACUUAGCUGUCGCGCCAUUAAGAACAUCUGCAUCUUUUCCUAUCCCAAACUCCUUGCAUCAUCUUCCUUGCAUCAAAUUCCUGUUCGGAUUCGUCUUUUGUAGACAAAAGAAGACGACAUGGGCUUCAGUUCGCGAAUGGACUGCUGCGGGCAGUUCGUAAAGUACAGCCUUUUCAUAGCCAACUUUGUGAUAUUCGUGGGUGGAGCCAUUGUAUUCUGCCUUACCCUGUGGACCCUUGUGGAUCGCAGCUUCGUCAAUGAGUUGCUCGGAACAAAUCUCUUCUCGGGAGCUGUUUACGUCCUGCUGGUUACAUCGAUUAUCAUCUGCCUGGUUUCCUUUUUGGGCUGUGUUGGUGCAGGAAAGGAGGUCAAAUGCCUGCUACUUACGUAUUUCAUAAUCGUGGCUUUAGUUUUCGUCACCAUGCUAAUUGGCGGCGUCUUGGGUUAUGUGUUCCGUGAACGGGUGCAGCAGACCAUGCGGCAGGAAAUGCGAUCCACGAUGGCCUUGUACGGCAGCAGGAGGGAGAUCACCCAGGCCUGGGAUUUGACCCAGGAGCGGCUGCAGUGCUGCGGAGUGGACACGUGGCACGACUGGAAUAGGUACGGACCUGUGCCCGAGUCCUGUUGCCAGGAGCUUUUUGGGGGGCAGCGAAAGGAGUGCACCAUCUUUCCCACCAUCACGAAUCUUUAUAACCAGGGCUGUCUCUACGUGACGACCAACUUCAUCAGGGAUCAUGCCGCGGUUAUUGGGGGCACCUCCAUAGCGGUGGCCAUUUUAAUGAUCUUCGGUAUGAUAUUCUCUUGUCUACUGUUCAAUAUGAUCGAAUAGCGCCAAAGAUAUGGGGAAUUCCUUGGCCAGGCAGAAAAAUCAGCUUCCGAGGUCCACAGUCCUGAAGAGACCCAUUUUUGAAUGAAUUUCACUGGUGGAAUAUAAGAGUAUUAUCAGAGUAUAUGAUAAUGUUGGCUCUGAUCAACUUUCCGUUUGUAUUAUGUAUGUAUAUACGUGUUUAAAUGAGUAUUCAUGAGCGAGAAACUGGAUUGUAUUGUUAUCAUCUGUUCUAUCAUUUUGUAUUAUUUCUAAAUAAUUCUGUAAAUUUAGUCGUAAGCUCCUGUAAUCAAUACCCCAACGCAGUUGUUAGUUUUAAGUGAGCUUUUCUAUUGUUUAUAGAGAAUUAAUAUGUCCGUCCAUUGUUGUUUCUAAUAAAAUUAGUUGAAAUCAAA
Drosophila rhopaloa is the source of this 1558-nucleotide messenger RNA. RefSeq names its product CD151 antigen. The transcript has 8 exons. The record is from RefSeq and is a predicted model, not a curated record. Lineage: Eukaryota; Metazoa; Arthropoda; Insecta; Diptera; Drosophilidae. The coding region runs from base 456 to 1166 and encodes 236 amino acids. Gene Ontology annotation, cellular component: membrane.